Monascus purpureus is the source of this 1870-nucleotide messenger RNA. NCBI's taxonomy places the organism in Eukaryota, Fungi, Ascomycota, Eurotiomycetes, Eurotiales, Aspergillaceae. The record is from the annotation of a GenBank genome assembly.
AAAAGAUCGUUCAGAUUGCUUGUGCAUCUUUGGCAUUGCAUCCGUACACUCCAUCGCAGGCAAUGCAUGGGUUCAGUCUUGGCAUCAGAAGACAGGCAUAGCCUCUACUCCAGGCAAAAGGCCCGGCUGCUUGGGUGUCUUUUUGCUUCAUUAGCUAUUAAACAGUAACAUUGCUGUCUAUCCGUUCUGAAUAUGCCAAAUAAGAUUAUUUUCCUCACAGGAGCCCCGAUGUUGCAAAGCCUGCGCUGGGACGAAGACGAGCUGCUCGACAAACCUGUGCCUCCGUUUUAUACCGAGGAGGAUGCCAGGGAGCAAAAGAAACCGCCAUUAGCCUUCCCGGGUUCUCUUCGAGUCAAAUGGAGGCUUUUGCAGGGACAGACGGCGCCGGAACAAAGUUGGGACUACCCCCCAGGAUAUAGCCAGGAUACGCCCCUCUUUACAAUGAAAGAUCCGGCGGCCAACGACAUGUCUCUAGUCACUUCUACGCAGAAGACUAAUGAUUCAGGUCUCUCACAAUUCUACGAUCACUCCUUUGCCAUUCAUGAGUCUUCGACGAUACUGAAUUCCCAGCCUCUUCGGGGGGACUCGUUCCGAGCAAGCAGGUCAUGGGCAGACAACACGGGGAUAGACAGUUCUGGGAUUUCCAUAGAAACGGACAGCGAUGAAGGCACGUCAUGCUCUAGUCUCCUUUCAAUGCAAGGACUCAUUAGCGAUCUUGAGGAAAUUCCAAGCGCCGGCUACCUGCGAUCGAUAGUGCCGCAGACGAUGACUGUGAAUUUCAUAGUAGGCGUGCUUGCUGUGCAUCCACCUCGACAUGUGGUGACCCGGCAAUGGAAAAGAGAGCUGACCAUCGUCGAACUUGUGGUGGGCGACGAGACGAAGACUGGGUUUGGGGUUACAUUCUGGCUUCCUUCUGCAAAUGGUGAUGAUGACGGCCUUGGCAAGACACUUUCUGCGCUUCGGCCACGGGAUAUUAUCCUGCUUCGAACCGUGGCACUGAGCUCGUUCCGAGAACGUGUAUACGGACAGAGUCUGAGGAAAGGGACUACCAAGGUCGACCUCUUACACCGUCAGCCUGUCGACUCGACGGAUGCAGUCGGUAUCUACGGCCUAAGGGCCAUCAACAAUGACAUUGCAACGAAGGAUGACUUGCUGCUGGCGAAGGUGCGCAAGGUGCGGGAGUGGAUCCUGCGAUUCGUGGGGUAUCCGGCGGAUCGAGUGCAUCGACAGGCAGAUCAGAUGCUGCCCCCGGAUACGCAAUAAACGGAAACGGAUUGGCAUAUAUUAUGGAAUAUGGAUACGAAUGGAUGUACAGCGCCGAGUCGGCGGCUCUCUACAAGAAGAUAGCCAGGGCGUUCUUGAACGGAUUUCACUCUUUGCUACUCCUUAUUUAGCCAACGGGAAGGCCGCGGCCGGAUGGGAUGCCGAUCUCCUGAUGAAAGUUAAAAACUCGAAGGUUCGAAUCGAUCUUGUGACUGAUUCAGCGAGCAAGAGUUGAGGACCAGACACAGGACAAGGAUUGCUGCGUGGCCACAGCACAGCCCUUUUAGAACUCGGCUCGGCGUGGGCUCACGUCAAACCAAUGAUAUAUCCAGGGCCGGCGCGUGAACCCUGGAAGGAUGAAGUACGGGUAAUACCGACGUCUGGAAGAGCGUGGGAAGCAGAAGGAAAGGGGCAAGCUGACGAAGAGAGCGCGAGACGCGGCAACAAGACCGCGGUUAAGACAUUUGACUCCGCAAAGCAAGGAAGCCAGGUGUUAAGAAAUAAGAUUAGGGGAUGAUACAGGGAUGCUGAUAUUAUUAUUAGACAGGCAUUAAUUAAUGAUAAUUAUAAUUAGAGCCACCGUGUGGCCCACCAAGCAUCCCGUCGU